CCAGAGAGGGCACCGAUCUGUGCUGUGAGCUCCUUUCUACAGGAGAACUGUUCCCUCCCUCCCAAGGCACACGGAUUUCUGCUUGAAAGCGGCCCUACCUCCCUGUUCAGCGUUCCAACUGGAUACAACUUGGAAGGACCAUGGCGACCUACGUUCUUCAAAUGGCUGCACUGGUGCUUGGUGGUGUUGGCAUGGUGGGCACAGUGGCCGUGACUAUCAUGCCUCAGUGGAGAGUGUCUGCCUUCAUCGAAAGUAACAUUGUGGUUUUUGAGAACCGCUGGGAAGGUUUGUGGAUGAACUGCAUGAGACAUGCCAACAUCAGAAUGCAGUGCAAGGUCUACGACUCCCUGCUGGCUCUUAGUCCAGACCUCCAGGCAUCCAGAGGACUGAUGUGUGCUGCGUCCGUCCUGUCUUUCUUGGCUUUCAUGACAGCCAUCCUUGGAAUGAAGUGCACCAGGUGCACAGGGGACGAUGAGAACGUGAAGAGCCGCAUCUUGCUGACAGCCGGAAUCAUUUUUGUCAUCACCGGCUUCGUUGUGCUCAUUCCUGUCAGCUGGGUUGCCAAUUCCAUCAUCAGAGACUUCUACAACCCACUGGUGGACGUGGCCCUAAAGCGUGAGCUUGGAGAAGCCCUCUACAUAGGCUGGACCACAGCGCUGGUGCUGAUCGCUGGAGGAGCACUGUUCUGUUGCGUGUUUUGUUGUACUGAAAGGAACAGCAGUUACAGGUACUCAGUACCAUCCCAUCGCACCACUCAAAAGAGUUUCCACGUCGAAAAGAGAUCUCCGAGCAUCUACUCCAAAAGUCAGUAUGUGUAGAUGUGUGUGUAUUUUAACUGUAGCUAUAAAGCUAAGCUUUAUAAAUCACCAAACCAGCCACUAUAUUAGAGAAAGGGAGCCAACAGUGUAUCCAUUUACCUAGCACUCAUUGGAGGAAAUAUGCAGCGACUAUUAUUCCAUAACUGAUUUUAGCAGAAUGAGGUAUUAUGUGUGCUGCUUCAAUUGUUCUAGAAAGUGUAGCCAUUUGUUUUCUAAAAUGAUUCAGGAAGCUCCUCCUUUUAUCAGUCACUCUAAACCAGCACAUCAAAAGACUGUUGGUUUAAGCUGUGAUUUCUCUGUGUCAUGGCAUUAUACAAGUAGAUGCGGGUGGCGGUUAUAUCUCACACAAAUAGAGACAGGCUUAUGUGGUUCUAUUUAAAGUGAAAUGCCAAUCCAUCACGCUGAAUAAAUAGAACUCAGCUAUUGCAUUUCAGGGGAACUGGGGAUAAAAGGGAAGAAGGCUGAUAUUAAUUGCUUAAAAACAGCUUAAGGAUUAGUGCACUCUAUUUAUAGCGAAGGUUAAAAUGAAGGCUUUAAUCAUUAGUGUAAGGAAAACUGAAUGGCUUUCUGAUAUCCUGCUUUGCAGCCUCGAGGAGUUAGGAAUUCAGUCACCUUUAUCCUCUCCCUCCACAGGCCACCGUUUUUGUUGCAUAGUAUCUUUUAGCGUUUAAAGCAGAUGUUUUGGCAAAAUAUUUUUUUUCUUUCAGACUGCUUUUGUAAGGCUGUACUAACAAGACAAAUAAAGCAGUGGUCUUAGAAAAAUUAACAAUUUCAGAAAAAUGAGUUUGCCUUAGCCUUUCUGUUGAGAGAAGAAUGUAUUGUUUUUGAAAUGAAGUCAUGCCAUGUAAGGGACUAUCCAAGUGAUAUUUGUGCUUAGCUUUUUGGGAAUUUAUCAGUGUAAAUAGGGGGGUGGGGGAGAGACCGUUUUGAUUGUCAUUUUCUUACCCCCAAAAGGCACAACUCCUCCAACCAAAAACUGUGUCCUCUUUCAACUCCUGUCACUAAAAGUUGUCAUUUCUGUUCUGUUGAAAGUGAUUUCCCCAUUUUCUAUGUCUUUGCUAAGUUUUAUUGAAGAGGUGGCAUUACUGAGUGUUUCCUCCUAAUUUGAGAAAACUGUUAAUAUAAUACUAAGUUUCAUAUAUUGACUUUGAUAUUGAUAAGUUGUAUCUUUUAUAACAAUAUAACAUUUCUUACACUUACAUUCUGUUUUAUUACUCUGUACAAGUGUAUAAAACUUGGUAUUGACAAUUUAUGUUUGAACAUAGACUUUGUGUUCAUUUUUGAGUGCAGUGUAAGAUUUAAAAUCAAUUUACUUUAUAAUGACCUCAAACAUGCACUAAUAUUUGAUUAGUAUGUUCAUAAUAUUAAGUUGUACUUAGGUCCAAUGAAAUGUCUGUUGUAAAUAUUGUGUAUGUAAUCAUUUUUUAAAAAUUUGUCCAUACGUAUUUCCACUUGUGAGAAUUCAUAUGAAUUAAAAACAAUGCUGAAUGAUUUAGGAGUAUAUAUCAUGUUUAUGUGAAGUAUAUUAUUAAACCUUUGCAAUACU
Grammomys surdaster is the source of this 2364-nucleotide messenger RNA. RefSeq names its product claudin 8 (gene Cldn8). Gene Ontology annotation, biological process: cell adhesion; bicellular tight junction assembly. The coding region runs from base 141 to 818 and encodes 225 amino acids. NCBI's taxonomy places the organism in Eukaryota, Metazoa, Chordata, Mammalia, Rodentia, Muridae. The record is from RefSeq and is a predicted model, not a curated record. Gene Ontology annotation, cellular component: plasma membrane; bicellular tight junction. Gene Ontology annotation, molecular function: structural molecule activity. The transcript has a single exon.